Messenger RNA from Mytilus californianus (California mussel), 1540 nucleotides. RefSeq lists its product as uncharacterized. Gene Ontology annotation, cellular component: membrane. Gene Ontology annotation, molecular function: transmembrane transporter activity. The record is from RefSeq and is a predicted model, not a curated record. NCBI's taxonomy places the organism in Eukaryota, Metazoa, Mollusca, Bivalvia, Mytilida, Mytilidae. Gene Ontology annotation, biological process: transmembrane transport. The transcript is spliced from 4 exons. The coding region runs from base 209 to 1540 and encodes 443 amino acids.
UUUAGUGACUCAGCACGAGGAGUUUUGGAUAGAAAAGUUGUUUAGUACUUUUUGAAUGCAAACAAAAAACAAAAAAGCAAGCACAACAUGGACAAAUAAAUGUAACUACUACCUCUAGAUUUAUGCCGUUUUCUCCUGUCUAGACAUAUCGUGCAUGUUAUAUAGAACAAGGUUAUUAUACGUAGCUGGAACCUAGUUUACCACCAGAAUGAGUCGAAAACAAAAUGCUUUAAGAGUUAUUUCCUUGGUAGUUGGCUGUCUUGGAAUGGCCACGGCAGGUGUCAUUUAUGCUUUUGGCGCAUAUAUCAACGCGGUGAAGAAAAAGUUUGACUACAAACAGUCAGAAGUCGAUCUUAUGGGAUCCUUGUCAAAUUUUGGUGUCACCUUCGCUUUUCCAGCUGGAAUAUUAUGCGAGAGAUUUGGACCUAGAUGGACUUCGUUUGUUGCAAUAGUAUUUUCCGGAACUGGAGCUAUCUUGUUAUGGUCAACAACUAUUUCAAGAGACUAUUAUGAGGAAAGACCUGUUUUGCAGUAUCUGUAUUACUUUUUGACAGGGUAUGGUUCUGCAUUCAUUUACAUGGCUUCACUAAUGACAAAUAUGAACAAUUUUCAUCCCAAGAAUAGAGGAAAGGUCGUGGGCAUUUUAGAUGGAUGUUUCAGUGCAGGGCCUGCCAUCACAGCAUUUCUCUAUGGGCUUGUAUUUGUAAACGGUCAUACAUAUGACGAACAAAACCAAAACCUAAAAGGAUUUUAUCUUACAUGUGCAAUAGUAUAUUUUGGAGUAGGAUUUCUUGGUAUGAUAUUCAUUCGUCCAUUUCAGUUCAGUGCUGAUACCGAAAUCAAACGAUUGCUUGACGAAGGAGAUACCGAUGACGAAACAUUGGUUGUUAAUCAUGUGACCGGAUGGACACUUUUCAAGACGUUUGAUUUUCAGUUUAUUUUGUGGUCUUGUACAUUUGCAUCAAGUUUACAGCUGAUGGUUCAAAGCAACAUUGGAACUUAUCUCAAAUCAUUUAGUCUCGACAAAUAUACAACUCUGUUUACGACCAUAAAUCCUAUAGCACAAGUCGGAUCAAAAGUGUUUGCUGGAUUUUUAUCCGACUUUCUCCUGGAUCGAGUUCCUCGUGUAGCUGUUUUAUUGACAUUUACCCUUAUUCAGUCAGUUUUUCUGACAUGUUGUAUAUUCUUUCCAAAUCACUUUGCCAUGCUACUAUUCUUAGUUAUUAUAGUAGGUAUGGCUAAUGGAUCGUUAUGGUGCUUAACACCGACAAUCACUGGUGAAAAUUAUGGAAUGAAAUAUUUCGGAAGAAACUGGGGGUUUAUAUUGUUUGUUACGGGUAUUGGUGGAUUAGCAAUACAAGAACUGUAUGGGUGGACAUACGAGAUGGCCAUACCAUUUAAAAGCCAAAAAGAUUGUUACGGGACCCAUUGUUUUACAUGGAGUUUCACAAUUGCUGCUGUUUUAUCUUUUUGUGCAUCUCUUUUGUAUCUGGCUUUAUACGAAAAGCAGCAUAUAAAAUUAAAAUUUAAUAAAAAUUGA